Messenger RNA from Austrofundulus limnaeus, 3014 nucleotides. Its product is annotated as glucocorticoid-induced transcript 1 protein. The record is from RefSeq and is a predicted model, not a curated record. Bases 568 to 1800 code for a protein of 410 amino acids. The transcript has 8 exons. NCBI's taxonomy places the organism in Eukaryota, Metazoa, Chordata, Actinopteri, Cyprinodontiformes, Rivulidae.
ACCCAGAACACACACACAGAGGGAGAGAGAAACACGUCCAACUUCGCAGCCUUUUAAGGACAUCAAAACACGCUCCAGCCCGAAAAACCAUAAUGAAAAACACCUCAAACUUUAUUUGGAAGACGCAGGAGUCGUCCGUAGAGUGACUUUUUGAAACUGGAGCUGCUUCCUCGUUCGACAACAGGCUGAAAUCCCUCAUCAUCCUCACAAAGAAACUUUGCUUGCUAGGCUGCUAACUCGCACAAAAAAACUUAAGGAAAAKAAUUAUCCUCGCGGAAGACUUUAGCAUCACAAAACGGUUAUAUCUGGAGCCGAAGGCCUGCGUUUCCGAGCAAAUGUUGUAAAUUUGUCCUGGAAAUGAUGCGCGUGGGAUAAAAAAAGUAACAUUUGUAACGGUUUUCGAGUAGGUCUCAUCACUACAGGAGGAGGAAGAUUAGCCAGCUACCACCACCAGCGCCCCCACAUAUUUAUUUUUUUACUUUAUUUUUCUUGUCAACCACCAGGAAAAACACUGCUCGUUUCAGGUAGUUUCAGGAGCCGAGUGGUUCCACAUUAGUUACUGUUAACAUGUCCGGCCGGAGUGGAGCUGGACCCCCAAGACCCGGAGCCCCGCAGCCCCUGAAGGCGACGGUUCCCUUCAAGCUGGCCAGCAAACCCAGAGCAAACCGGAGGGAUGGGAAGUCAGUGGGAAAAGACAAAUUGCACCAGCUGAGCUCAGGCAUGAGGCGGACCAUGUCACUGGACGCCAUCAUCGGACCGUACCUGCAGGGCCACUGGCCGAAGGAACCGGAUGCCCAGUGCAGUCCGCCUCGUAAAGACAAAUCAACACAGACCCCAGACUCAUGGGUGGAUAAAUCCCACAUCAGGAAAGGAAGCGGCAGCCACAAGCGCUCAGCGUCAUGGGGCAGUGCUGAGCAUCUGCGAGAGAUCGCAAAACUCAAACAACAACUGCAGCAGUGCAGCAAACCCGCUGUCUCUGGAGGUGACGAUAAAGACCGUCAGUGUUUUUAUCCUCAUGGGAGCUGUAGCCUUGGAGCAACUCAGACUCAGCCAAUUCCCAUCCCCCUCUCUCCCCUGUCUACACUGGUCCCUCGACUGCGCUGCAGCGUGGAGGGCCUCAACCAGGAGCUGGAAGGCAUGUUCAUUAGCCAGUCCCCACCUCCACAGCACAGGCUCCUUGAGGUCCCAGACGGUCACCGUGCUCCAGUCCCUCUGCACAGCUGUAGCAGAGGUUCACAGAAYGAACGCGCCAUCACACCCCUAUCGUCAUCCUCYACCUCCUCCUCGCCCUGCUCUUCCCCCCAGCUUCAAGACCCCCACUCAUCAUAUACUCCUCUGGUCUCUCACCAAGACAGCAGAGAGAUGUGCCUCUUGUCUCCGCUGUCCUCCCAGAAUGAGGCCGACCUUCCACCACUGAUCUCCUCAUCUCCAGGCCUCAACAAAAGCUGCUGCUUCCAGAGAGAGCCUCCAGAGGGCUGCGAGAAGGUCAGAGUCUGGGAGGAGCUCAGUACUCCACGCCAAGAAAAGCAAACCCUCAUCUCCUCCUGCCCAGACCCCAACAAGGUAAACUUCACCCCCCACGGGGGCUCRGCCUUUUGCCCUGUCAGCCUCCUCAAGCCCCUGCUUCCUUCCAUGGACCUGUUGUUCCGCAGCCUCACAGGAUCUCCAGCAGGAAACAGCUCAGGCCAGGGAACAGGCUCCUGCCAGAUGGCCUCUUCUGGUAACCGGGCUGCUUCUCCUAACCCUGCAGCAACCUCCGCUGUGGUGUCGGAGAGCUCAGGAGAGGGACUCGCUUUCUGAUUGCUGCUGUUUUUCUGUGGAAAUAAUGCAAAUAUUUCACUGGACAAAACAAGUGCGUUUAUAGUCCUCUUUACAAACGAUGUUUUCUUCAUUAGAAGUUCAUAAUGACCUAUAUUAAAAAAAACAUGACAGUGCGAAGGAAUUACUUUUUUCAUUAAUUAAUUUUUUUCUAUAUUUGGUUUUCUUGCUUUUUUUUUUCCACCCAAAGAGAUAGUUUUGGCCAAAAAUGUGUGCAGAAAAAAAGCUCAGAGAUCUGGUGCAUUCACAUACAACAACAAAAGUAUAUUUUCCAAAGAGUAAAUGAUAAACACACAUUUACAUAAUUUCUAUCUAAAUUAUCUGGAGUUUUGAUGAAAUAAAAAAUAAUAAUUCUUCUUGUUUUUAAGUGUUCAAAGAUAUGUUGGUGUGUAUGACAAAUCACUUGGGUACUUUUAUAUUCACUUGCUUAAAAGAAGACAAUGAAAUCACAAUUUGAUUAUUUCACCUGCAGCUUCCAUCUGUUGGAGUUGGGUCACAUUAAUAACUGAAGGUUUCUGUUCGCUCCUGCUUUAAAGCCGUGUGUUUAAAUUUUAUUUUUCUUGCUAAAACGUGUACGCAUUGAUGGACAAAGACAUUAUUUUUCAAUGUUUGUAGAUGUAUUUUUGAUGUUUAGUUUGCUGUUUCAUGGCCUAGUUGACUACCUAACCAGUUUUAGUGGUAUAGAUGUGUCAUCCUUUAAUGUUUGCUUCUUUAGGUUCUGCCACGCUGACAAGUCAAUGAUCAAUUUAGUUUCAUUUCUGGUAGAUGUUUGCACAAAUCGAACUGCUACUUUUUGAGUUGCAAUUAUUUUAUAUAUAUAUAUAUAAAUAUAUAUUCACAUUUUUGUACUUUAUUGUAAAUUUUUGUUUUCUGCAACAUAAGCUAAAAAAAAUGUGUUACAUUUAGUUUUGUUGUGUCUACAUUUGUGAGGCAGUUAUGAGAUCUGGUGGACUUUWAUGCACUUCCAGCAGAGGGAUUUUAUUGGAGAGGUGUUUCUGUUUUGGUUUGUAUGUGUGCAUGUGAAUGGGGAGUUUAUUAUUAUUAUUAUUAUUUUUUUACUAACAUAGUUUUAGUGUCAUUUAGAAAUGCUAAUGGAUCGGAACAUAUUUUUCUACGUGAUGUUUCCUCAAGUCUGUUUGGAUUCUGGGAAUGUUUUGUUCUCUCAGGUUCUGUCCACAUAAAAAUAAGAUGAGAAA